AUGGGUGCGAAUAAACCAGAAGAAAAGGAAGCCGAAUUACCUAACAGAGUUUCGUACAUCCAAAUUUUCCGAUACGCGAGCUGGGUGGAGAUCGGCGCCACACUGCUUGGCGUGUUGCUGGGGUUGCUGAGCGGUGGCGGCGUGUGCUACAACCUGGUGCAGUUUGGUGAGAUGAGCACCUCGUUCGUGGAGCGCACCGUGCUGACGGACCGCCUGUCCAGCUACUUGCCGCUCACCCAGAUCUUCGGCGGCGGAAAACGACUCGUAAAUGCAUCAUAUGAAGAAAAUAUGCAAGCCCUUAUCCAAGAUGCCGAAUCAGUUUGCAUAGGAAUGUUCAUAACUAUAAUGAUCUCCAUACUAUUUUGUAUACUCUCGGUCGCUCUCAUCAAUUGGAGUGCUUUAAGACAGAUCACAAGAGUUAGAAAAAAAUUUCUUAUUGCUGUACUGGGUCAAGAUAUGGAAUGGUUCGAUACUGAUUCUGAGUUCAAUCUUGCUUCUAAGAUGUCUGAAGACAUGAUGAAGUUAAAGGAAGGCAUGGGCGAGAAGCUGGCGGUAGUCUCCAACUUGCUGGGCACCGCGAUCAUCAGUAUUUGCCAGUCGUUUCCUCUCGGCUGGGAACUUACUCUUGCGUGUCUGACGGUGCUCCCGUUUUCGCUGGCGGCGUCUAUAAUAUUAUCCGAUUAUCAAUCCACAUCUUCAGUACGUGAGAUGAUGUCGUACAGUAAAGCUGGAAAACAUGCAGAAGAAAUGUUUAAAUCCUUCAAAACAAUAGUGGCAUUUGCCGGUGAAAGCAAGGAAAUCGACAGGUACAAAAAGUUGUUGGCGCCCGCGGAGCGGUACGGUCGUAAGCGCGGGUUGUACACGGGACUGGGCACCGGCUUCAACUGGGUGCUCACCUACUCGCUCAACGCCAUCGGCCUCUCCUACGGUGCUCGCCUCAUCAUUCAGGAUAUGGAUAACGAAAACUUGGACAGGAACCGAUACGUUAUGGGCAAAAUAUUUACUAUAAUGUUUGGCGUGUACAUGGCAACUCAGUCUAUAACGUUCAUAGUUCCUCAUGCGGAGGCUUUUGCAGCGGCGCGCGCUGCAGCUGCCGGAGUGUUCAGUAUAUUUGACCGGUUGCCAAAGAUAGAUAGUAUGAGCCCUAAAGGACUUAAACCCGGUAAAUUUGCUGGUGCAAUAACCCUGGAGAAUGUAACAUUCAGUUAUCCUUCAAGACCUGACGUUAAAGUCUUAAAAGGAUUUUCUCUUCGCGUAAACCCUGGGGAAAGCGUAGCUUUGGUGGGGUCAUCCGGAUGCGGAAAAUCUACGAUACUACAACUCUUGCAGAGAUUGUAUGACCCGGCAUCUGGCGUGGUUAGAAUUGAUAAUCACGAUGUGAAAUCCUUAAAUGUUGGCUACUUGAGGUCUUCUUUAGGUGUGGUCGGCCAAGAACCUGUGCUGUUUCGAGGUACAAUUCGCGAUAACAUAGCCAUUGGGCAUCCGGAAGCGACUGACAAAGAAAUUAUCAAAGUAGCAACAAUGGCAUAUGCUCACGACUUUAUAAGUCGACUACCUAAUGGCUAUGAUACGAUGAUCGGAGAGCGCGGCGCGUCGCUGUCAGGCGGGCAGAAGCAGCGCAUCGCCAUCGCGCGCUCGCUGCUGCGCAAGCCGAGCGUGCUACUGCUGGACGAGGCGACCUCCGCGCUGGACCCGCAGUCGGAGCGGCAGGUGCAGGCGGCGUUGGACCACGCUAGCGUUGGCAGGACCACUCUCACCGUCUCUCACAGGUUAUCAACGAUUGUCAAUGCUGAUCGUAUAAUUUGCAUGGACCAGGGUGCUAUAGUAGAGUCGGGCACACAUGAAGAACUUAUAAAAGCUAAGGGAUUUUAUUAUAAGCUAGUCACAGCUGGUAAAGAUGUAAAAGAAGUUGUAAUAGAAUCUUUACCAGAAGAAGGAAAAACCAACUCGGAACUGGAGGAUGAAGUCCGACAUGAAAUUAAAAGACGAUCUACCAAAAGAAUAGUCAGGCAGUUUUCCAGUAGAAAAGAGACUUGCGACUGGAUGACCCCUCGCAGCUCCAUUAGCUCAGUAGUAUCUAAUGGGUUGCAACACUUUUCGCAUAGAUACGGCGGUGAAAUAGAAGAAACACAGGAUGACAAUGAAGUUGUGAAACCCGUGAGUGACUGGGCCUUGUUGAAGCUGAACGCACCCGAAUGGCCGCUCAUUACCAUCGGAGCCAUCGCCGCUACCAUCCAGGGGGCCUGCUUCCCGGCGUUUGCUGUACUUUUCGGUUUUACUUCCGCGAUUUUUGCGUCCCGUGCUGACCCUGAUUACAUAAUUUACAUGGCGGAUUUGUACUCGGGCCUAUUCGUGGUAGUGGCGGCAGUGGCGGGCGUGACGAUGUGUCUGCAAAGCGUCACCUUCACCAACUCCGGCUUGAGGAUGACUACUCGACUACGCCACCAGUACUUCUCCAGUUUACUCAAGCAGGAAAUAGGGUAUUACGACCGUGAAAGCAACACGGUGGGCGCCCUUUGCGCGCGGCUGAGCGGUGACACGGCGGAGGUGCAGGGCGCUACGGGGCUGCGCAUCGGGCUCAUCCUGCAAGGCAUCAGCUCCGUCGUCAUCGGCUUCCUGCUGGCUGUCUGCUUCAACUGGAAACUCACUCUUGUCGGCGCGGCGUUCUUGCCUAUUAUGGUGGGAAGUAUCUGGCUGGAAGGCAUGGUGGCCCAGAAGUCCGUGCAGCAGGAGCGCGACGCCAUGGAGGCGGCCACCGCCGUCGCCACCGAGGCUGUCGUGGGCAUCAGGACCGUCCAAAGCUUGGGCAUAGAGCAAAAUUUCAUCACUAAGUUCGAGGCAGAGCUGGAUGUGUCAUGCUCCGCCAUAGCCCGGAAGAGUCGGUGGCGCGGCCUGGUGCUGGGGCUGGGCGUGUAUGUGCCGUUCAUGGCCUUCUGCUGCGUCGUGGUGUACGGCUGCACGCUCGUCGUCUACGAGGGGCUUGCCUACUCCCGCGUCUUCUUGGUGACAGAGGCAGUAAUGUACGGCGCCUACAUGCUGGGACAGUCGUUGGUGUACGCGCCUAGCUUCCAGGCAGCCAAAGACUGCGGAGCGCGGAUCCUGUCCGUCAUCCACCGCCAACCCCACGUCAUCACGGAGCCCGGCGUGGUGGACUCCCCGCACUGGUCUGCUACCGGUAAAUUCGGUAUCAAAGAAGCAGAGUUCAGUUACCCGACGCGGCCACACAUACGCGUGCUGCGGGGGCUGGACCUGCAGGUGGAGGCGGGCAAGACGGUGGCGCUGGUGGGCUCCUCGGGCUGCGGCAAGUCCACCGUGCUGCAGAUGUUGCAGCGGUUCUACGACCCCGACUCUGGCACUAUCGAGCUGGACGGGAGAGAUAUCCGCCGGUCGCUGACGCUGCCACGGCUGCGGCGGCAGCUGGGCGUGGUUCAGCAGGAGCCCGUGCUCUUCGACCGCACACUGGCCGAGAACAUCGCCUAUGGGGACAACUCGUGCCAGCCCUCCAUGGAGGAGGUCGUCGCCGCCGCCAAGCAAGCCAACAUACACCAGUUCAUCAUCUCUUUACCAAAACACUGUGAUACGAACCUAGGGGCGAGCGGCGCGCAGCUGUCGGGCGGGCAGAAGCAGCGUGUGUGCAUCGCGCGCGCCCUCAUCCGUGCCCCGCGCCUGCUGCUACUGGACGAAGCCACCUCCGCGCUCGACGCCAACAGCGAACGGGCUGUAACCGAAGCUUUGGAGAAAGCGGCGAAAGGACGAACAUGCAUAACCAUCGCACAUCGGCUUUCCACUAUCAAGGAUGCCGAUCUCAUCUGUGUAUUGGACAAGGGUAAAAUCAUCGAAAAAGGCACUCACGCUGAACUUAUGGAUAUGAAAGGCUACUACUACCGAAUGGAAAAAGGACAACAGCUCGCCUGAAUGCCGCAUCACUUAAAAAUAAAUG
Molecule: messenger RNA, 3940 nt
Organism: Cydia amplana
Lineage: Eukaryota; Metazoa; Arthropoda; Insecta; Lepidoptera; Tortricidae
Product: multidrug resistance protein homolog 49-like
Exons: 26
Coding region: 1-3915 (1304 amino acids)
Biological process (GO): transmembrane transport
Cellular component (GO): membrane
Molecular function (GO): ABC-type transporter activity; ATP binding; ATP hydrolysis activity
Source: RefSeq, a predicted model, not a curated record